UCACUGUCGUAACUCAGCUACAACACGACACAUGCGGCUUUCCUUCUUUCUUUUUUUUUUCACGUCACGAAGGCGUUGUAAUGUAAUGACCGUUUAACGGAAUAAAUACACAAUUACACCGCGGUGUGAUGAAGUAUAAGUUUGAGUAGUGUGAUGAGUGUCUUCUCUAAAUAAGGAGAAAAAGCCCAUCAGGAUGUUUGUGGUGGUUGAGAUGAUCGACACCGUACGGAUUCCUCCGUGGAAUUUCCACCGGCAGCUGAACGAUACCAUCGCUGAGGAGCUCAACAAGAAAUUGGCCAACAAGGUUGUGUAUAACGUUGGCUUGUGCAUCUGCCUAUAUGACAUCACUAAACUGGAGGACUCGUACAUAUUUCCUGGGGACGGAGCCUCUCAUACGAAAGUGCAUUUCAGGUAUGUAGUGUUUCACCCGUUUCUGGAUGAGGUUCUGGUCGGGAAGAUCAAAUACUGCAGUCAGGAAGGAGUGCAUGUCAGCCUCGGAUUCUUCGAUGACAUCCUAAUCCCACCUGAGUCCUUACAGCAGCCUGCUAAGUUUGAUGAAGCCGAGCAGGUGUGGGUGUGGGAGUACGAGACGGACGAAGGAGCUCACGAUCUCUACAUGGACCAGGGUGAGGAGAUCCGCUUCCGGGUCGUGGAAGAGUUCUUCUUAGAUACAUCUCCCACCGGGCCCACCAAAGAACCCGAGGCACCUGCUAAAACCACCAGCACAGUUCCUGCGACUGUUCCAGACGACGGGGCGCAGAAGAAAGAGUCUCCUUACACACUGGUGGCGUCCAUCAGUGAGCCAGGACUGGGCUUGCUGUCAUGGUGGAGCAGCUAACGAUGGUUCAAAACGACACCCUGGGCUCUGUGGUGAUGAUCUGGUUCUCAGUAACUGGCUGCUGUUUGACAUCCAGAACCGGAGAAAGGGAUUUAUGACGUCCUGAGCGAACGCUGUGUUCAUCAGCACCAUGGCGUCUCUCUGGACCUCCUCUACUCCGACCCCAGUUUGGAUCAGCGUUUGAAAUCUGUAUUGGAUUUUGAUUGACAGCACGAUGGACCAAUCGGUGAGAAGUAACCAUGCCAACGUGAUCCGCUGCUCAUCAAACUUGCGUGUCUCGGAAAUACAGUCGAUGACCUCCUUCAUUUCAGAAUAGUGAAAUAAUCUAAUCUCAUUCUGUUUCUCACCUGGUGUGAGCCAACUCCAGCCUGUAUGGAAAUAAAAAGACUUUUUUUGCUUUAAAAUACACGUUAUCUCCGGUGCAGGUGCAUUUUGAUUGGUUACUGUAUGUCAGUGAGCUGAUACGAAAUAAAGCAAGCUUUUAUUUGAUAUAAAAUAAAGUGAAAAUGUACAUAAAGUUCUUCUUAACGUUCA
Neoarius graeffei (lesser salmon catfish) is the source of this 1372-nucleotide messenger RNA. It is a transcript of the gene polr3h, whose product is annotated as polymerase (RNA) III (DNA directed) polypeptide H. The record is from RefSeq and is a predicted model, not a curated record. Gene Ontology annotation, molecular function: DNA-directed RNA polymerase activity; DNA binding. The transcript has 7 exons. NCBI's taxonomy places the organism in Eukaryota, Metazoa, Chordata, Actinopteri, Siluriformes, Ariidae. Gene Ontology annotation, cellular component: RNA polymerase III complex. Gene Ontology annotation, biological process: transcription initiation at RNA polymerase III promoter; DNA-templated transcription. Bases 194 to 838 code for a protein of 214 amino acids.